Molecule: messenger RNA, 1170 nt
Organism: Penicillium bovifimosum
Lineage: Eukaryota; Fungi; Ascomycota; Eurotiomycetes; Eurotiales; Aspergillaceae
Exons: 2
Coding region: 1-1170 (389 amino acids)
Biological process (GO): protein phosphorylation
Molecular function (GO): ATP binding; protein kinase activity
Source: RefSeq, a predicted model, not a curated record
AUGAUUGACCCGCAAGACAGAUUACUCUCGGAGGGCCAGGGCUAUUUUGGCCCGAGGGAAAACCCAGCAACCCAAACUCACUGCAACGUCUGGGACUGGGAUCAGCUGCGAUUGAUCAAAGUCAAAGGAACUGCCAAGCUGUUUCCACCCCAAGAAGACGUUGAGACCUCGAUCCUUGCUCAAUUUGCCGAUUAUCUUUCCCCGGAGGUUCGUGCAAUUACAGUCGACGAUGACGGGCUUCUCACUGGAGUUUCGACAGACCGGAAAAAGAUGAUACAGGCUUUCUGGAUAUCUCCCCUUAUCACUCUGUCCAUCACUCGCAGAUUGCCCUACCGUGUCGAUCUUGUGUCAUAUAAUGAUCAGAGGGUUGCAUUCAAAUUCAACCCUUUAGACAAGCCUCGAAGGCUAAAGAUGUCCUGGAAGGAGACGAAUCUGCUCAGCAAGCUGCCGCCACAUCCUAAUCUUAUACUGUUCGACCGCAUUGUUCUCGAGGACGUGGAAUCUCGAGUGAUUGGGUUCACAACGAAGUACAUCCCAGGCGGAAUGCUAGCCGAUGAUCCAAAAAGACCAUUCCGAUUUGAAUGGCUACAGCAGCUUACUCAACUGGUGGAUUUUCUGAACCUAGAAUUAGGGAUUAUGCACCAAGACAUUGCACCACGCAAUUUGCUUAUUGACCCCGACACAGACAAGAUUAUUCUCUUUGAUUUUGAUUGGGCCGCCAAUGGGAAGGAAGGUCUAAUGGAUGGUCGAGACGAUGUGUCCGGUGUUGUCUUUACACUACACGAGAUCAUCACGAAUGAUACACAUCCCACAAGCAUUCCUCACUGGGAGCGAAAUACAGAUAUGGUACAGAAUAUUGAAUGGACUUGUCGCCGCGAACUAGACUCGGAUGUUUCAAAGUUCCGCAACUUUCUGGAUGAAUGGAUAGCGUCGAGAACGGAGAAAGCCACAGAGCAACAUCUCAAUGCACCCAAGCGGCUUACAUGGCCGGAUCUCCCAACCCCUCCAGACUACAGUGUGCCCUUUGAGCUAGGUUGGACAGAGGAAGGAGAAACUGUUUGGCAAACGGGUGGGCGUUCAAGACGCAUUGCACUAGAGAAGGGGCAAUACUGCUUUCGGUGGCAAAGACCACCACAAAGCCGGAAGAAAGCUGAAAGCAUUAAUGGCUGA